AUGGGUGCGGCACAUUCGUUCAUAUCUUUUGAUUGUGCUAGAAAGUUGAAUCUUGAAGUGUCUUCCAUGGUUGAGAGUAUGGUCAUUGAUACCCCAACUAAUGGUUUAGUGACUACUUCGAAUGAACUGGUUGGAGUUCAACGUGUGUAUAUCAAUUGUUUCGACAAGUCCAUGUUGUUUCUAGAGUUCGAAGAAGGUAAUGAUCUGAAGUUUAUGUCUGGUAAUCAAGUGAAGGAAUCCUUGAAGAAUGAUGCUUGGGUGUUUAUGAUGUUUGCCUCUUUGAAGGCUGAAAGCAAAGCUGUGAUUGGUGAUCUACCAGUGGUACAUGAUUUUACAGAUUUGUUUCCAGAUGACGUUAGUGAUUUUCCUCCAAAGCGUGAGGUUAAGUUCGCCAUAGACUUAGUACCUGGUACUAGUCUUGUGUCGAUGACACCAUACAUAAUGUCUGUAUAG
Molecule: messenger RNA, 453 nt
Organism: Lathyrus oleraceus (garden pea)
Lineage: Eukaryota; Viridiplantae; Streptophyta; Magnoliopsida; Fabales; Fabaceae
Exons: 2
Coding region: 1-453 (150 amino acids)
Source: RefSeq, a predicted model, not a curated record